GAAAUGUUUCUGAACUAAAAGUCCAGUGACCAAAAGAAGCCAGCAGAGGGCCGUGACGAAUCAUCAUGGGUGUAAGCUGCCGAUAAUCACCAGAGAAGAAGAAGAAGAAGAAAAAGAAGAAAAAGAAGAAGAAGAAGAAGAAGAACCUCGCGCAUGCGCUGUUGUCAAACCGGAAGUAAACAAGCAACUGGCCGCCUGCACGUGUAUCAGCGGGACCGAGAGAGACGGUGAAUCCAAAACCAGAGUCCAGCACUGUGCGUGGACUCGGUGGAGCUGUGGCCAGGCCGUGCUCCCUCUCCCUGGGCUCACAUGAUAUCGUGCAUCCCCGGGAAUUGAACCUUAAAUCUAAUGCUACAAACAACAAAUUGAUCUGUGACUCAUCAUUUCUCCUCCUCCCAUCAUCCUCUCUCCGUCCAUCAUGAACUCGUCCCUCCAGGGGAAGAAGAGGUCAUCACAGAGUCUGGAGGAACUUCCUGUUCCUUUCGACAUCCACACACCUGAGAGAAGAAUGAAGAAGAAGAAGAAGAAAGGUAACAGACAAAAGGAGGAAGAGGAGGUCAGUCUUUGUCCUCCAGCUGAUGGAGAGAUGGACAGGGAGAUGGAAAUAAAGAAGAAGAAGAAGAAGACAAAGGUGGAGGGAGAGGAGGUUGGUCUUUCUCCUGCUGAUGGAGAGAUGAACAGCGAGAUGGAGAUAAAAAAGAAGAAGAAGAAGAAGAAAAGGACAAAAGUGGAGGAAGGGGGGGUUGGUCUUUCUCCUGCUGAUGGAGAGAUGAACAGCGAGAUGGAGAUAAAAAAGAAGAAGAAGAAAAGGUCAAAAGUGGAGGAAGGGGGGGUUGGUCUUUCUCCUGCUGAUGGAGAGAUGAACAGUGAGAGCUAUAUGAAGAAGAGAAAGAAGGAGACAAAGGAGGAUGAGGAGAUCUCUGUGGAAAACUGUGAAACACAAAAGAAGAAAGAAAAGAGACACAAAAACAGACCAAGUGAGGCCAUCGUUGUCAUGACCACCACCCACACCAACACAGAAACAAACUGUUUUGUUUCCAUGGAAACAAAAAACGCUGUAAGGGAACAGAAGAAACAGGUGAUGACAGGAGGAGAGAAGAAGAGUUCGAGAAAAAGAGCUGGAGAUGAAGAUCUGUUGGACGCUGCGUUGGUGGAGGAGCUGCAGGAGUUUGUUCCAGAUGUCAAAAAUAAAUCAGUCCAUCAGAUAAAGAAGCUGCUGAGAUACGACCUGGAACGCUUCAAGAACUUCAGACGACAAGGUGUGACGCUGCGUCGGGGGCGGUGCUCUCAGGAGGAGAAUCAGGGAAUCAGACAGAAUGUGUCAGACUUCCUGGCUCUGACGGGCAUCGGCUCAGCCAUUCAGCUUCUGUUUCCUCAGAGGUAUAAAGAGGAGGAAGUGCAGAUCAGGAGGCUGAGAGCACGACAUCACUUCCUGGAGAAGAUCGCUGAGGGGAUCCCUCGGACAUGUCAACAAGUUUGCACCAGAGCCAAGAAGAUUUUUGAUGACAGGAAUCACAUGGGAAGGUUCACGGAGGGGGAAGUGCGUUCUCUGAUCAAGUUACAGAACCUUCAUGGUAAUGACUGGAAGGCGAUUGCUGAGAAGAUGGACCGCAGCGUGUACGCUUUAGAGAAACGCUUCGCCACCAUCGCUGCAGGUCAUGGGUUGUGGAGUGCAGAUGAAGAGUCCAGGUUGAAGUCUGCUCUGAAGGCUCACUUGGAGGUCAUGGUCCAGCAGAGUCCUGGUGCUGGUCUGAGCAGAGACCAGCUGUUCAACAACCUGCCGUGGAAGGACAUCAGUCAGCAGGUUGGAACCAGGUCCUGGACCCAGUGUCGCCUCAAGUGGUUCAGCAUCUUGAAGUUUAAACUGUCUCCAGGUGGCAGAAUCUUCAACAGAGGAGCUACAGGGUUUCAGGCUAAAAUCCAUCUCAUUAACACAUUGUACAACAUGCGUGUUGAAGACAUUGCAGACAUUGACUGGGACGAGGUGGCUCAGAAUGUUGGUGACGUGACUACUGUGUGUGUACAGAAGACUUUUCACAGACUGAAAGUUUCCAGAGUUCCCAACUGGACCAGUUUAUCAUAUGGAGACAUCAUUGACUUCCUGUAUCAGAGGGAACUCCCUGACCUGAAGGAGAAACUAAAGAAUUGCAUAAGAGAACAGGAGGAGCAGGAUCAGGAGGAGAAAAGGUACCGGCUGUGUGACAUCAUCACCUCUCAGGACGACGACUAUGAGGAGGUGAACAACAGUGAGGUGAAUUCGAGUCAAUCAGGACACAGACGGAUGUGAAGUCAGCAGCCGGCGACAUAAGAAUCAACAGGCCCCGUCCACUAGGCGGGACUUCAUCAGACUGAACAUUAUAGCUGUGUCUAAAUUCAGGGGCCAUCUCCUUUGGCAUGGGGGUGCAGGUCUGCAGGACGCGAAGGCUGAACUGAGACGGCCUGUUCGACAGAGGAUUAAUGAACAGCGUUACAAGCUCGUUCCGCCUUUAUUGCUGUUGCCUAGCAACAGAGCUGCAGGUUGGACAAAAUUAACGUUUUAAUCGCUCUUGGUUUUUUUAACAUUUGUACUGUUUGCUUAGUUGAGUCGUGAUACUCAAACAUUGGACGUCUCAUCAUAUGCCGGCGCCAUCACCUCUUUGAAAAAAUCACUGGAGCGCAAUGAUUCCUGGGACAUUUUGGCCUGAGAAGGAUCCAACUGUUGGGGCUUUAAUUUCUUGGGGAUGAAAGGUUUGGGUUAUGGGAACGGUGUAGUGACGUCUGUCUUUAAAUACAGGGUCUGAAGGAGGCGGAGCCUGAACUGAGACACAGCAGUUGAACCAGUUUUACUUAGAAGUCUUUAAACCUAAGAAACUGAAUAGAAGCUUUUAUUUUGAAGGUCCUGCCUGGUGUAACCAGAUGUUUGAUGUUUUAACUUUGUAAAGAAAGUUUCCAUCUUUUUAGUUUUUGUCAUCUCGUUUCUGCUUUGAUAUUAAUCAUAUUGAUCAAUGAGUGAUUAGUUGAUACAGGGCUCUGACAUUAAGAAAUUGUAAAAUUAAUUGUUUUAUUUGGAAUAACCCCUUCAGGUUUUGAAUCGGUGGAUAUUUUCAUGUUAUUUAGUCUUCAUUUUAAAUCCCUCGUAACCCCAACACACCUUAAUGACAUUGAGUAAAUUACUGGAAGUUUAAGUAAGAAAAUUUAUAGUUUGUGUCAAAUGUUUGAUCACAUAAGAAAAAUAAAAGAAUAAAACACACGCAA
This is a messenger RNA of Hippoglossus stenolepis (Pacific halibut), 3234 nucleotides long. RefSeq names its product transcription termination factor 1. The coding region runs from base 419 to 2287 and encodes 622 amino acids. NCBI's taxonomy places the organism in Eukaryota, Metazoa, Chordata, Actinopteri, Pleuronectiformes, Pleuronectidae. The record is from RefSeq and is a predicted model, not a curated record. The transcript has 12 exons.